Messenger RNA from Paramormyrops kingsleyae, 1104 nucleotides. Its product is annotated as sciellin-like. Gene Ontology annotation, cellular component: cytoplasm. Gene Ontology annotation, biological process: epidermis development. The record is from RefSeq and is a predicted model, not a curated record. NCBI's taxonomy places the organism in Eukaryota, Metazoa, Chordata, Actinopteri, Osteoglossiformes, Mormyridae.
CGGCUCAUCCCCUCCUUGGAGGACAAAAGUAGAUGCACUUAGAUGUGAGUCUUACCAUUCCACCACAUUCUCUGACGGCUUUCCCUUCCAGAGGCUGAUCCCACCCUAGCAUCCAAGAUGUCUUACUACUAUGCCAAGCCAUACUCUCCAAAACCUGUGAAAACUACAAAGGUCACUUUGCUGGCAGACAACAGCGCGACCGGGACGGAGUGGAAGGCAGUGGAGUCUCUCCAAGACGACUGCAAGGCUGGUGUAUCACUGAGUUCCCCUAUGAAUGCUGAGGCGAGAAGCCCCGUGGACUGUCUUGCUGACACUCUCCUGCCGAAAUCAAUAACGUCUUAUUCACCAUUCAACAGGACAAUCUACGAAAAAAACCUCUGCACCUACUGCCGUAAGCCUUUGAGUCAGGAGCCCAGGAUGGUCCUGGAUGAUGUGGAGAUCAGCUGUCAUGCCUCUUGCUUUAAGUGUGACCUGUGCAAUGGCUCUCUGGGGCACCUAAAGGCUGGGGACAACAUGUGGGUGCAUCGUCACAUGGUGUACUGUGGGCACUGCUUCAGCAUAACCAGGGAACAAUGGCACAGUUCAAAUUAAUGAAGCAGAUGAAAAUAAGGACGAAGACAGACAGCCGCAGGACAUAUGUGUACGAACAACCACAAAGACCCAACCUUUUAUUUCUCAGUUAUUUUACAGGAAUUACCUCAUCUUACCAUCAGAUUCAUACCCCUUUAUGGACCUCUGUCUCUACCAAAGUACAAGUCGUUUACUAUAGUCUGACAUAUACAUGCAUUUAUAGCAAACUGAAUUAAGAAGCAUAUAUUAACCUAAAGCCUAUCAUUAACAUUUAAUUUUUUUUUCUUUUUAGUAACGCUCAACCAAUUCUUUGUGCAAAUAAUUUUGUUCCAUUCUGUCUUAUAACCUUAACAUAUAUUAUGAAGACUAUGCUAUGUUAAGUUAUGCUGUAAUGAAAACAGACUUCAAUUACAGGACCAGUUUAAAAGAAAAAUACUGAAUAACAUAUCUAAUAGUGGUGGCUUCUUGAGUUUUCAUUCAUAUGUACAGUAAGGACAGACGGCAGUACGCAAUAAAAUGUGGAAGGGGAGCAAA